AUGAUUGCGCUGAUAAUAAUCAUGGUUAAUUCGGUUGCUUUAGACUUCAAAUUACAAGAUGCCACAGUUGGAACUCCUAAUAUUACUUCGAACAAGACAUGCUACAUAUUUUAUUUCCCAUGUAAUAAUUAUUCCCAUUGUACAUCAUAUGAAGGGAUCUUACCAAAGGGAAGAUAUAGAUUAGAAGUAUGGGGAGCUGAAGGUGGAAUGAUGCACUCAGAUUCAGCAGCCAAACCAGGAAAAGGAGGAUAUGCAAGAGGAAUAAUCAAUAUAACAUCGCCUACAAAAAUUUUCAUUCAUUUGGGAGGAUCUCCGCCGAGAAGAAAUGAUUCUGAAAAGAAGAUAAUAUAUGGUGGAUAUAAUGGAGGAGGAAUGAAUAUCAAUCCUCAAGGAAGUAUUCAAAAUGGUGGUGGCGGGGCUUCUGAUAUUCGUAUUGAAAAUGACGAUCUUUAUUCAAGAGUGUUGGUUGCGGGUGGAGGCGGGUAUGGAGGUAAAAUAUCUGAUAUUAUAAGCAACCAAGGAAGAUCUGGAGGGGGUCUCUAUGGAGAGUCAGCAGAUUUUUACGGGAUUAGUGGAAGCACACAAUAUUCAGCAGGUUCGUGCAAUUAUCCAGCUCACGCGGGAAGUUUUGGCUUCGGUGGUAAUAAUAGCUUUCUUGGAGGAGGUGCAGGAGGUGGUUGGUUUGGAGGAGCAUCAGCAGAUCCAAGUUCAUAUGAAAUUGGAAGUUCUGGAGGUGGCUCUGGUUUUGUUUAUAACUAUUCUUUUUACCCGGGUUUCCAAUACAAAGUAGAUUCAAAGUAUAUGCUAUCCAAAGCAAAUUUGAUUCCAGGAAAUGAGAGUUUGCCUGAAUGGGAUGGAUCUCAUAGCAUUGGACAUUCUGGUCAUGGAGUUGCAAAAAUUACUUUAUUAUUACCUCCCAAAAAAACUGAAUUCAUUGAUCCAUAUCAUGAUAAGUUUUUUCGUCAAAUUCGAAGAAGAUAA
Molecule: messenger RNA, 981 nt
Organism: Trichomonas vaginalis G3
Lineage: Eukaryota; Parabasalia; Trichomonadida; Trichomonadidae
Product: glycine-rich protein family
Exons: 1
Coding region: 1-981 (326 amino acids)
Source: RefSeq, a predicted model, not a curated record